This is a messenger RNA of Aspergillus fijiensis CBS 313.89, 456 nucleotides long. RefSeq lists its product as uncharacterized. The transcript has a single exon. Gene Ontology annotation, biological process: mycotoxin biosynthetic process. The annotation marks the transcript as partial. Lineage: Eukaryota; Fungi; Ascomycota; Eurotiomycetes; Eurotiales; Aspergillaceae. The record is from RefSeq and is a predicted model, not a curated record.
ACGACUGUAGUCCCCGAUGGCGACAUCCAGAUCCACAUGGAAUACAACGGCACCUUCUCGCAGCAUCCUUCGCCUGAGACCGACGCGGCGUGGGCCUCCCUCUUUCCCAAGGGAGUCGGUUUCGUCAAACACCCAACCCUGGCGCCCGAGCUGUCCGGGUUGGUCGUCUUCCACGCGCUGCACUGUCUCAACGCCCUGCGCGAGGUCUACUACGCCGCCGUGGACGGGCAGCUCCCCCAUGUGGCGCACGAACACGACCACAUGAAGGACCCGCACCACGUCCGGCACUGCUUCGACUACUUGCGCCAGAGUCUGAUGUGUGCGGCCGACACGAACCUCGAGCCCGUUGACAAGGAGCUCCAAGGCGUGACGGGAUGGGGGUAUAGUCGGACGUGCCGGGACUACGAGAGCGUCAAGGCGUGGGCGGAGGCACACUGGUCGAACGAUCCCUCCUAG